UGUGGACUUUGUAUUUUGCAAACAGAGCGAAAACACGCGAGAAGACGAAUGACACGAAUAAAAACAGAUAAAAAUGGAAUGACGUGAAGAAAAACAAUUAUUGUGAAGGACGGCAAGGAUGGGAAGGGAUCCGGUGUCCUUCGUUCGUCUGAUUUGAUUCGUUAACAUUGCCGAUUGUUGUAAAUCGUCGGCAAAACGCGACGAAAUUGUAACUGUAACGAGAAAAGGCGACGGCCGGUGCGAAACGAGCGGCGACGCGAGUUGACACUGUAAUAAGAGGGCGCGAUACGAGCCAAAGGCAAGGACUAUAACUAGCAGGAAGAAUACUGAAUGAAUUGUAAGAAUUGAUGCUGCGUGCGAAGAAAAGAGUAAUUUGCAGUCCUGGAGGUGUUUUGAAUUGUUUUACGCAACACGAUGGAGAGGAAGGAGAAGAACUUUUCUCCAAAGCAGCCGGAGACAUUGCGAUACAGGUACAAUGAGAGUACCGAUCUGUCGUCUAGCAUGCCAAUACUAUUUGAAAGACACUUUGCGAUCUCGGACGUGCAACGAGACGCGCAGACGUUACCCGAGCCGGGGUCUAUGUUCGCGGAACCGCCGUGGCAGUUGGACCAAUUGCAGAGGAUGAAGAGAGUUCUGAACGAGGUGAAGAGCCGCCUGAAUAACUUCAAUCUCGUCAAAUGGCAGCAGCACACGAGCCGGAUGAACGAAGCGGGCGACAUCGUGCGCGCGGUGAAGGAGAGAACACAGGGGGAACUUGUGACUCAAGCGUGGUGCAAGUUCUACGAGAUCGCCAGCAACUAUUCUCUGGUGCCGUUGAACGAGAUCUGCCGCGACGACGGUAAGAACUUCAGGUCCGUGCACGUUUGCGAGGCGCCGGGCGCGUUUGUGACCGCUUUGAACCAUUGGCUGAAGACGAACGCGCCUGAUGUACGGUGGGACUGGCUGGCUACCACCUUGAACCCCUACUGCGAGGGAAAUUCGUACGACAGUAUGGUCGCGGACGAUAGGUUUAUCAGGCAUACUCUGAGGCAUUGGUGCUUCGGCGACGACAACACGGGCGAUAUCAUGGAUCUGAGAAACUUGGACGCUCUGGUGGAGAAGUCCGAGUCCGCCGCCGACGACGGAGGACGAAUUCUGUUGGUCACCGCGGACGGCAGUGUGGACUGCACGGACGUGCCUGGAGAGCAGGAGAGCGCCGUGGCGCAAUUGCACCUGUGCGAGACAGUGGCCUGCAUGCACCUCUUGCAGAAAGGCGGUAACUUCCUGCUGAAGCUCUUCACUCUAUUCGAGCACCAAUCCGUGUGCCUGAUGUAUCUGUUAUCUUGCGCCUUCCAUCAAGUUAGCGUGACGAAGCCAGCUAGCAGCAAGGGAGGAAACUCGGAAAUGUAUGUCGUCUGCAUGAAUUUCAAGGGCAGGGAUUACGUAGCGCCGUAUUUGCCUAUACUCAGGCAUCAUUAUGGCAACGUGCCGCCCGCGAAUGCGAUGUUCAGCCUGCGGGAUAUUCCGGACGAUUUUUUACGGAGGAUCGAACAGUGCAGCGAAUUCUUCAAGUACCAUCAAUGCCGGGUCAUAAUGGAUAACAUAAAGACGUUUCGCUCGAGGGAGAAUUAUUCCGGCGCGGCACGAUUUGUCAGGGGACUCAUCAGUUUCAAAUAUCUCGAGGACUGCAAAUUAAAAAAAAUAGAUCCUGCGAACGAGAUAGUCGGCCGGGAGAUAAUCGAGAGGAACAACAAUCAAUUUAUGAAUAAAAAAUUGCACGUCGAUUCCUACAACGAGCGUUGCAAGAGGCAAAACUUAGGGCCGCAAGAGCGUUUGUUGCAGAUAUGGGACAAUGCGAAAGAGAUCGAAGAGCCGUCAGAAAAAUUCUACGUUUGGCACCUACAGGCAUUACCGGAUGCUUUAGAGAUACAAACAGGAAAGUUGUUUAACAAAGUACGCAGUUCGCGCUUUUGCGACUUGCAAAUUCUGCAAAUAUUAAUCAAAAUUGACAACGUAAUGCAAGAUAUGCGCACCACCGUCUGCUUUCCACCGUCAGAAAUUACGAGAGAGUUCGCACAGCAGAUCGAUCGGAAUCACGAGAUACUGAGCUUCCAAUUCGUUCAGGAUUACGACAGCCAUCGGACAAUUGCCGAAAUUUACGAUCGAUUAGAGAAGCUCCAAUCCGAGCAAACACUCAUUCUUGUCGGUUACCCUUUGCUAACGCAGUUAAAUAUUGGUCUCCUGUAUCUCUUGGGAAAUACCUUUAACAAGAUUAUCGUAGAAGUUCAUGAUAACGAAGGCUAUCGUCUUAAAUUGGAGACUUAUCGGCGCAAUGAGAAAGUACUGAAUUGUUUACGUGAAAUUUUGACAGCGUCGCAUAACGCGCGCCAAGAAAAUAAGGCAAUUUGGUCGAUAAUGCCUAUGAAAGUUUUAUAUGAAUGCGACCAGUUUCCUGCGAUGAUGCUACUUAAUCAUCUGAUGAUCAAACUAUACGUUCGUCACGUUAUCAAUACGAUAGGCGAUAAAAAUCUAUAACAAUGUGGGAAUUAUAUACUUGAUAUAUGAUGAUUGUAUAUAAAAUUAUAAAUAAUUAUACGUGUAUAUAUAUAUAAAAUUAUAAUUGUGGAUUGUGAAUGAUAAAUGGGAAUAUGUAAAAAAAAUAUUGUCCUCUAAGUACACUUAAUCAAUUGUGGAUAAUAUAUAUUUGUGAAUAAAUAUAUAUAUAUAUAUAUGUGAACGAUGUGAACACAGAGCUUUGUAAAAUACGCAUUGUGAAAAAGUCAUAAAUAGGAAAUAGACUGCAUGCAUGAGAAGAUAGAACGAAAAUGAUCCAAGGCAUUUGUGGAACGUGCUUGUUUUAUAAGAGGGAUGAACACUAUUUUGGAAUCAUAUUUAAUACAUAGAACAGUGAUUCUGCCUUUCUAAGAAAAGGACGUAUACCACGGGUUAUUCAUGGGACUAACAAAACAGUGCGGUGCAAAGGCCCAACGACUGUUUUGACACGUAUCAAAACAGUGUAAAAUCCAGCGUCACGCUUUAGACAUCGCCGCACACAAAAAUGA
This is a messenger RNA of Temnothorax curvispinosus, 3041 nucleotides long. RefSeq names its product NADPH:adrenodoxin oxidoreductase, mitochondrial (gene dare). NCBI's taxonomy places the organism in Eukaryota, Metazoa, Arthropoda, Insecta, Hymenoptera, Formicidae. Gene Ontology annotation, biological process: ubiquinone biosynthetic process; 7-methylguanosine mRNA capping. The transcript has 5 exons. The record is from RefSeq and is a predicted model, not a curated record. The coding region runs from base 415 to 2514 and encodes 699 amino acids. Gene Ontology annotation, molecular function: methyltransferase cap1 activity. Gene Ontology annotation, cellular component: nucleus; mitochondrion; cytoplasm.